Drosophila kikkawai is the source of this 3923-nucleotide messenger RNA. It is a transcript of the gene qvr, whose product is annotated as protein quiver. NCBI's taxonomy places the organism in Eukaryota, Metazoa, Arthropoda, Insecta, Diptera, Drosophilidae. The record is from RefSeq and is a predicted model, not a curated record. Gene Ontology annotation, biological process: positive regulation of voltage-gated potassium channel activity; regulation of synaptic transmission, cholinergic; sleep.
GGCAGCGCAAUGCUACGCUGCAGGAGCAGAACUUGAGUGGAGACCAAAGGCAGCAGUAACAAUACAAAACUACUCUAAUUAAGACCCUCAACCAGAAGUUACCUCUCACAGGUGGGUGGCGUCGUUGGAAUAUCCCCCAGGAUGUGGAAACCGGGCAAUGCCGCCCUUGGCAAUUGGCUGUUAAUUGUAACAGCCGUAUUCGGAUUUCUAACUUUAAUAUGGAUUCCGCAGGCCUCAGCCGAAUGUCAAACGCGAUCGAUUUACUGCUAUGAGUGCGAUUCCUGGACAGAUGCCCGCUGCAAGGAUCCCUUCAACUACACGGCUUUGCCGCGGGACCAGCCCCCCUUGAUGACCUGCAACGGUUGCUGCGUAAAGAUGGUGCGGCAUCAGAGAUCACCGUACGAGGUGGUGCGACGCAUGUGUACGUCACAGUUACAGAUCAAUUUAUUCAUGGUCGAUCACGUGUGCAUGAUGGAAAGUUCAGGCAAUGGACAUAUGUGCUUUUGUGAGGAAGAUAUGUGCAAUUCUAGUAAAAAUUUACACACUAACGGCUGCCAGCUGCAUCUCAUACCCAUCGCAGUGGCAGUGAUAUGGCUAAUGGGUCAAUUGCUCAGCAGAUAGAAAGUGUUAGGAUCAUCCAGAAAUCCACAAGACAAACACACACACCACUCAGAACAUACAGAACAUAAAACACCAAGAGUAAUCCUACACAAACUAUCACCACUAUCUCUCUCUAUCCUCCUUAUCUCUCUCUAUCUCUCUAAGCGUAUGAUUUGUAGCUUGAUUUGAUUUAAUUACGGUUACGAUUUACAAUUUACGAUUUACAAUUACGAUUGAUUUGUUUUGGAGCACACCAAACACAGUUUUGCGAAAAGACGGGCUCCGUGUAGUUUGAUCAGCACCCAGCGAUAGCUCGAGAACCCGAUCCAAGGAAUGUGAAUGCAAUCCAAAGCUUCUACAGACCAGAAGGCUUUCUAUUUCCCACACACACACACUAGACACUAGACACUAGACACUAGAAGCCAGCUUUGGAUGCACAGUGUUCUUGAGAUCGAAUCGAAUCGAAUCGAAUAUCACAGUACUCGGUAUUUGAAUUGCAUGUUGUUGAUGCUAAAGCUGAAGCAUGUAGCGCUUAAGUAGGAAUCGUAGUGAUUAUUACAUUUUGAUUUCGUUGUUACUUACAUUUGUAAAUGCCCCCGACCAGAGGGACAAGCCGAACCCGAAACAAAAACCGAUAAACAGUAAUCAGUAACCGAUUCACUCUAGACCUUAGUUCUUAAACAACUCUAUCUAAAUCUAAAUUUAAAACUAAAGCUAAAACAAAAACCAAAUCAUAUGUAAACUUGGAAUAACGCGCCAAUUACUUUUGGCCUGUAAAUAGCGCCGAAAAUAUCAAAGAUCAUCCCAAAAGUAUUUGCCAGUGCGACCAAGUGAGACCAAGUGGAACAUUUGCUCAUCUUGUUUAUUCCAGAGUCGGAAAAGCGAACAAACUCCAUAAUAUGCAUAAACACGUUGAUGAUUUGUUGUUAAUACUCUCUGUAUCCCUAGAUAUCCUAGCCAUUAAGCUGUACUCUCGGUUCAAACCCCCACGCAUCAUAUCACGUAACGAAGCAACAAUGAGACCGUAGCCUAAUAUCGAUCUUAGUGUAGUUAGUUAGCCUCAUAGAACAACCUGCCACCAGCACCAAAACUGUAUAAAGUACCGAUCACCCUUUGGUCCCUUUGGUUUAUGUUCAACAAGUGAUAAUUAGCUCGUAAGUAGAAGAUAUCCCGAUCCCAAGAACCUGAUCCCCAGCCCAACCCAAAACCAAAACCAAAACCAAGAAAUCCCCCCAUCAUUGUGAAAUUGAAAUUGACUCAAUUCUCAUUCAUGCUAGUGAUAGUUUUAAAAAACGAAUCGAAUCGAAUCGGAACUUGUAGCUUACAUAGCUUAUGAUUUACAUUUAUUCGAAUUUGAAUUAAUAUUAUUAUGAAUUAAUUGAUUAAUUAAUCAAUAAUGGUUAUGAUUAUCCUCUCGACUAGAGUAUUCGACUUGAAGUUUUGUAUUUUAAGCGUAAACCGUUUUCGUUUGUAUAAUUGAAAAUUGGCUAAUAAACAACCAUUUUUACCAUACAUAUAUAUCUAUUUAUAUAUCUAGCAAAAUUUACUCUUAACUUUUGGCUUCGAUUUGCUUUACCUAAUUGCUACUCAACUCACUUAACUACUCAACUUUUCGACAUUCGUGCACUUUUGCCCACGCAUUUGUAAAAUACGUACUUACCCUCUAUACUUGGCUUUAGUUACUAAACAACAACAAAAAAAUGCUUAAUAGAUCGAUUGUCCAUUUCCGUCCAGCCGCGAAGCAUGCAAAACUACAUAGUUUCGUUGCUUUUUGGGCCCAGGUAAGUCACAAGCCAAAGAAAAAAUCAAUUAACCAAAAAAGAUAAAUAAACAAAAAGUCAAGUACAGUUGCGCACCGUUUUCUUAGUUCGCUCUUCUUGCCUCGCCUCGUAGACGGAUGGGAUUAUCGGAUUCUAUCUCAGUGGUACACACUCACAAACACACUCAAUCCAGCACCCUCCCAAGCCCCCUUCCCCUCCUUCCCGUACACUUAGCGAAAAAAAACUAAGAUCCCCAAAAUGCAAUGUUUACACCAUUUUCUUUUUUAGUUUCGAUUUGUAUAGUUUCCUGCUUUCCUGGUAUGUUGGUUUGUUCAAUAACAGAUAAACUUAUAUAUAUAUAUUUAACCACUAACUAUCUAACCGAUUUUGGUUUGUGAAUGUUGACAAUAUUCUUAUAACCAGUAUUUGAUUGAUUGAUUGACGGUUAAUGCGUUUAAACAGUUUACUAACAAUACAAAUAAAACCAAAAACAAAAACAUUAAUUAACAUAAUAAACAACGAGGCAUUGAAGUUUAAAACUUACACACAUGGAUUUGUAGUGCAAAAACAAAAACUUAUUUUAAUUUAGUACUUUUUGUAGUUCCUUCAACAUCUCUAUCUCUCAGCAGCGUCCACAACAACAACAACAACAUUCUCUAUAUAUUUCUCUUUCUCUGUACCUCCUCUAUAUAUCUCUCUGUAUAUCUUUCUAUUCGUUUAACUAUCUCUAACUCUCUAUCUCUCUCACUAUAUACUCUAACUAACAACUCUGUUUGAUCUUGCGACUCUGUUCUUUUUACUAACUUUCUUCCAAAAAACAGAACUACACAUAGAACAUAGAACUACAACUCUUUCACUAGAGGCACACACACCUGUAGAACGACAAGAAAAACAAAUAGAUAAGAACACUCAAUGACACCUGAAGACACUCACUGAAUGUUAGCGAAAUAUAUACAGAAAGUACAAUGCAGUUACAGAAUUAGCGAAGCACCUAGAAGAAACCCAAUCAAGACACUCAUGAAUACCACAGACAAACACAAUGGUGAAUUUUUACUACUCGUAGGCGCGUGUUUUUUCUCAAGCGAAAGAUCUAAGAAGUCUUUGUAAAGUAACUAACGUUUCGAGAGCCCCAUAUUUGUGGGCUGGAGCUUCACAUCCAUAGAUUCCUCACAAUACAAAAAGCACUAAAUUAAUAUCAAAGAUCUUACCAAUAAUAGCCUAUAACAAGGCUAAGCUAAACUUGAUAUUGGUAUUGGUUGUUGAAUAUUGCAAAGAAAAACAAAAGAACUAAAGGCAAAGAAACACUUAGAAGACCCCCCAAAAAAAAAGAAACCAACUCUCUAGAAGAAUCAGCAGUUGCUUUUAUUAUUUAAUUUUUAUUCAAUUUUUCCAUUUUGAAUUUAGCAGAAAUAAUUAAGAUUUUCUUCUAUUGAGUUAACCACCUCAGUUCACCUCACUCACCUCUUCCCACCACACCACUUUCACUCUCACAUUCUCACUUUCUCUGGCAUCGAGGCCGCCAGGUGGCGCGCAUAUGUUCCGUUACCAAAAAUCCAGAGCGCA